AUGAGUUUAAGUCGUCUGACCCCAUUACCCGGUUACCUCUCCGAAUCGACACCAUCACAACACCUCCUCGCCCAAAUCUUCAUCGCUCUGUGCCGUCUCCUAAUCACAACACCACCGUCGCUCCACCAGCGUCCACCACCACCAGAUGUCUCCUCCAAGCUGGUGGGAAGGGCACAGGGGAUAUACACCUCGGCGGCAUUCGACGAGAUAGGGCUGUUGAUGGUUCUCAACUUUGCGUUCGUGGAAGGCAAGUAUAACGGAAGCAGCCUGAGCAUGGUGGGCAGGAACGCGGUGGUUUCCGUCGUUAGGGAGAUGCUGGUGGUGGGCGGGAGUGGGCUAUUCCGAUUUGCUCGCGGCUAUGCUCAGGCCAAGACUCACACAUAUGAUCCCAAAACCGGCGAUGCUGCCGUGGAGUACAAUGUUUAUGUUUUCCAUUACUAGGAAACCUUAAUUAACCAAUGUAUUACCUACUUUAAUUGUCUACUUCUAUAAUCAAUUAUGUCUGUUUUGGAAUUUGGAGUGGGUUUUUAGUUUUGUUUAAAUUGAGAUAUUGUGCAGUACAUGAUGAAGUGGGUAAACUGUUUGGCAGUGUUCGUAAAUAUGAUUAAUGUCAAUUAUUAUGAAUCUGCUA
Ipomoea triloba (trilobed morning glory) is the source of this 631-nucleotide messenger RNA. RefSeq names its product dirigent protein 22-like. Lineage: Eukaryota; Viridiplantae; Streptophyta; Magnoliopsida; Solanales; Convolvulaceae. The transcript has 2 exons. The record is from RefSeq and is a predicted model, not a curated record. The coding region runs from base 1 to 441 and encodes 146 amino acids.